Symbiodinium sp. CCMP2456 is the source of this 768-nucleotide messenger RNA. The record is from the annotation of a GenBank genome assembly. Lineage: Eukaryota; Dinophyceae; Suessiales; Symbiodiniaceae.
AUGCAAGCACACGAUGCUCGCCAACUGUUGAAACACCUGGAAUGUCCAGCUGAAGGCUCCUACACCGAAGAGGAGCAGCAGUCCGAUUGGUUUUGCGACUUCGUGCGGAGCCUGAGGCUGCUGGUUUCUUCGGUGUCACCCAAAGGAGUGCGUCGUGGGCACCUGGUCGCCGCUUUUCCCGGGUCCUUGCUGCAAGAGUUCUACACCACGGAUGGAAGUGGCACCUGUGUGGCCCAGGAUGUUUACCAGGGGCUUGGCUGCGCAACCCGGGCGGACACGUCCUCCAUCGCGGAACUCCUGGGAGCGGACUCGGAGGAGCCUGUGGAGUUGGAGGCGAUCGAGGCCAGCUGUGCGGCGGCAGAGUUCUUUGUCUGGCGUCGUGAUGAGGUGGUGCUGGGAUGCGGGCAGCUCGUGGCGCACUCGGUGCAGGAGUCGGGCAAGGUGGUCGCUGAGUUGAGACACUUGUCCUGUGCCUUGGGAACCUUCGUGGCCAACGCCCCCGCGCUCUUCGCAUAUGCAGAGCGAGCCGCCGUUCUCGGCGGCGCGCCGCUGAUGGCCGUGAGGCGGUCGCAGGACCCAGAGCGGAAUGCUUGGUUUGCCAGCCGUGGCUUCAAGGAGCCGUCCGAAUCGCAAUCCGCCCUGCUGCCCCAAUCGCUGCGUGGCCCGGGCAUUUUCGUGAAGCGCCUUGGGGAGACCUCGGAAAAGGAGGCGGAGGAAGCCAUCGCAGCGUAUGCAGAGGAGCAGCGAAUGUGGGGUGGCAUGGUUUAA